Messenger RNA from Aspergillus alliaceus, 1161 nucleotides. RefSeq names its product isoprenoid synthase domain-containing protein. The coding region runs from base 1 to 1161 and encodes 386 amino acids. The transcript has a single exon. NCBI's taxonomy places the organism in Eukaryota, Fungi, Ascomycota, Eurotiomycetes, Eurotiales, Aspergillaceae. The record is from RefSeq and is a predicted model, not a curated record.
AUGGAUAUACACUCUUUAUUCGCUCAGAGAAAGUAUGUCUGUCUCGAUUACCAUGACGUGUCCGUGCUCAGCAAAGCCCAAAAGGAGACCAUAGUGGAGGCGAUGAGCAAUAUCCUCUACAUAUUCCUCAAAUCUAUCGGGUAUUCCCAUGAAGUCCCCGAGAAGGAUAGCUGCCUUCGUGAGGCCCUUUGGAGCUGGGCCCGAACAGAGCUGGCCCGAGCCACCUCUCGUGAUAUUGACUCACUCGGCAUCCUCCUUGAAGAGUCCAUUUCAAGUGCAGAAAGCUUCUACCCUCUCGCAUCCCAAGAGGUCCGGUUGAUGAUGGCUAAAGCCACGGCUUUAGCCAUUAGCUUGGAUAGCAAUUAUCUCUCGCCGGAGGCAAAAUACAAGCUUUCAAAUUCGCAAAAUCGCUUCUGGCAGGGCUUGGAGCCAGAGGAUGUAUGGUCACCCGUAUUUUUCAAUUUCCUUAGAGAGUGUGCAGGUCUCUUUGGUGCCAACGAUCCUUUGUUAGGUACGUUAGUAACCUCCGGGUGGUCACGUUGGCUUGACGGAUGCCUGUUAGAAGAACAGCUGUGGGAAAUGGCCCAAAAAAUAGGAGACGGAGAUGGACAAGCACUAGAUGCCAACUUCUGUCCAAUUGAAGACUUUCCCUACUACCUUCGGACCCUAACUGGGGCGCCAAUGUCAUAUUGUGUGCCAGCUUUCAAACCAUCGCGCGAAGUGGAAGUUCCGUAUUCCGUGUGGAUGUCUUAUGCACCGGCUUUGACAACGGUUAUUAAUCUCGGAAACGACUUAUUUUCCUAUCCAAAGGAGGUUUUGGAUGGCGAGAAAGUCAACUAUGUCUCUCUUGUAACUCACAUUAAACGGACAUCCGGAUGCAGGUCACGGUUUGCAGAAGGGAGCUUAUGGACAUUCCGAGAUACCAUCUGCGAUCUGUUUGAGAGGGUUUUGCGGAACUGUGAAGUACUUGGUCAAGCGUUCAAGACUCCUCGUCAGUGUAACGAAGCAGAGGAAAUUCCGAGGCAUUGCAGCAGCAGCUCUGAGUCAAACCUAGCAGGUUCUUUCUGCCAUGGAUUCAUACACGGGUAUCUCGGAUGGCACGUUAAUUCCCCUCGGUACCGCCUUGACUCCCUAAAAGCUCGCUUGGCCUCGGAUGCUUAG